AGCUGCUAUUAUAAAUUUUAAUUAAUUAAGAACCUUCUACAAGAAAAAAAAUGAUUUUCUGACUUAGUCCACGGCCAGAACUAGGCCUUUUAGAACACAUUAUGGGCCAAAUGCCAAGUGACCUACCAGAACUUUCGUUUAACUUUUGGAAGUUCUGCCUCCCACCUGUCAUUCAAAGCUCCAAGGCAAAUUUCCAUCUCUCAACAUAUCAAAUGGAAUCAAGUGAAGAUAUAGAGCUGAUCAAUCUGGCAAUCCAGAAACUCAUAGAAGAAAAGAGAAUCAAAGAUACCUCUGGGUAUAAAUUCUCUGAAGACGAUGAUGAUCAGCUCCUCUCCAGAUUGCUCUCUCAGUUAGAAUCAUUAAAAGGAGAUAUCACGCUGAAGCAAUCUGAACUAGAGGUAACUUCUCGAAGGGUUGAUAAAGCAGAGGCAAAAAGUGAAAAUGGCAGUCAAGUGGACAGUGGAUGUGGGGAAAUUGGUGUAGAAGAGAUAGUGAAAGAGCUUAAAGCGAUUAAGAAGCAGAAUACAAUAACCCAUUGCCUUCUUUCAUUGAUAAUUGUUGUCACUGUAACCUGGCAACUCUCUGAGGUUUCCCUCUUUCUCAAAGUUAAAAAUGGUUUGACUCACCCUUUUAGAUCAUUUGGGAGAGUGCUUGUGGGUAUGCUGUCAAGUCCUGUGAUUAAUACCCAUGAAGCUGAGAAACAUAACCUUAAUCACCUUGUUGACCCUUCGCUCCCUUUCGUCAAUAUCACUGACCUUCCACAUUUGGGAUCAAGCAGUGAACACUAAGCCUGAGCCAUUGAAGGUUUCGUCCAUGACAGUUUAUGACUGGUUCAAAUUCAAUCAGUGGCGAAGAAAAGCAGUAAAGUGGAGUGAAAUGCAAAUUUGUUUCUUUUAUUUCUUUAUAUUCUGUUGAAAUGCAAGUAGUAAAGUAGGAUUCGAGAAAUCAAAUUUUAUAGAAACAUUUCGAAUUUGGGUUUCAAGGAAUAAGAGAUAUUUCAUUUGUCUUCCAAAUCCGAUACAUGUACAUUGCCGCUGCACAUAGUUAUCAACGUUAGUGAAUUCAACCAGAAAAACAGAAACAUCUGUGAGGGUUCAUUCCUCUGCAAACCCCAGUGGGAGCUUGAUCAUCCAUUAUCGAUAAAACUGAUGUCAGUUCCACCAUCAAUUUCCUGUAAUUAAAUAUAAUUGCUAGAGAAUACUAAUCUGUAAUAGCAAAGCUUUAGAUACCAAUAAAUCCAUCUUUAAAUCUGGAGAAAAAGGUACCAAAAUUAAGUAAUAAACAACCCAAUUUUUCAAGCCAAGGCUCCAGAGCUCUGCACAAACAGGGGUCAAUCCCUUGAAUGAAAAUAAGGAAACAAAAAGAGACCAUUUUCCGUAGACCUACAACUGCA
Durio zibethinus is the source of this 1393-nucleotide messenger RNA. RefSeq lists its product as uncharacterized. The record is from RefSeq and is a predicted model, not a curated record. NCBI's taxonomy places the organism in Eukaryota, Viridiplantae, Streptophyta, Magnoliopsida, Malvales, Malvaceae.